AUGGCAAGAGUUUUGGGGGAGCAAGUGAAUGGUGGAAAGCCAACAUGGCCUUAUGUUAUCCAUGGUCACUAUGCUGAUGCUGGGGAGGUAGCAGCACACUUAUCUGGUGCAUUGAAUGUGCCUAUGGUGCUCACCGGUCACUCGUUAGGCCGGAACAAGUUUGAGCAGUUGCUGAAGCAAGGGAGGCUCUCUAGGGAGGCCAUAAAUGAAACCUACAAGAUCAUGAGGAGGAUUGAGGCUGAGGAGUUCAGUGUGGAUGCUGCUGAAAUGGUUGUCACUAGCACAAGGCAAGAGAUUGAAGAGCAAUGGGGACUGUAUGAUGGGUAA
Vigna umbellata (rice bean) is the source of this 327-nucleotide messenger RNA. The record is from RefSeq and is a predicted model, not a curated record. Lineage: Eukaryota; Viridiplantae; Streptophyta; Magnoliopsida; Fabales; Fabaceae.